Messenger RNA from Ichthyophthirius multifiliis, 927 nucleotides. RefSeq lists its product as hypothetical. Gene Ontology annotation, biological process: tRNA modification; alanyl-tRNA aminoacylation. Lineage: Eukaryota; Ciliophora; Oligohymenophorea; Hymenostomatida. Gene Ontology annotation, cellular component: cytoplasm; mitochondrion. The record is from RefSeq and is a predicted model, not a curated record. Gene Ontology annotation, molecular function: ATP binding; aminoacyl-tRNA deacylase activity; nucleic acid binding. The transcript is spliced from 2 exons.
AUGAAAUAAUUAACAAAACCAGAAUUUUUAAAAAACCCACAAAAAUAUUACCCUUAAAAGGUUUUCGAAAAAUACGGUUAUACUCGUCAUAUAUGUCCAAAAUGUUCAAAUAACUAUUGGCGAAUUUCCCCUUCUUAAAAUACCUGCGGAGAUUCUUAAUGUACUGGAAAAUAUACAUUUAUAGGCGAGAAAACUGGAAUUGGUAUAUAAAAAAAAGUCACAUAUACAGAAGCUUGGAAAAUAUUCGAAAAAUCAUUAAAUAAUGCAAGAAUUUAAUGUAAAACUGUCCCCAGAUACCCAAUAGUAGCUCGUUGGAGAAAUGAUGUUGAUUUCGUCGCGGCUGGAAUCUAUUGUUUUUAGCCUUAUUGUAUGACUGGGGAGCUUUAACCGCCUGAAAACCCCCUUAUAUAGCCUUAGUUUUGUGUAAGAUUUAAUGAUUUGGAUAAUAUUGGGCUAACUGGGAGACAUUAUAGUGGUUUUGUGAUGCUAGGCAUAUAAUGUUUUAAUUAUCCAGGAAAAUACAUAUUUUUUAGUGAGGAAUGUGUUGAAUUUAAUAUAGAAUGGCUCACAAAAGGGCUAGGAAUCAAGAAAGAAGAAAUAACUUUCGUAGAAGAUGUUUGGUGUGGGGGAGGCAACUUAGGGACUUCGAUUGAAUUUUUCGUAAAAGGUCUAGAAGUGGGAAAUAUGGUAUUUAUGUAAUAUAAAUAUUCCCCAAACGGAGAUAUAUGGCCACUAGAAACUACAGUUAUAGACGUCGGAAUCGGCUUAGAAAGGAUUCCUUGGGUACUUAAUGGUAGUUAUAAUUCUUAUGUUGAUACUUUUGGAAGAUCGUAUGCUUAUUUAGUUGAUAAAUUAGGGGUUUUAAUAAUAAAAAGAUGGGUUUUGGGAAUAAAUAGGACCUUUUAUGUGUAUUUUAAAUAGCGAUGA